GGCUACGGUGAGGCUGGAGUAGGAGAGAUUACUAGAAUUGUACUUGAUUUGACCGAUAUUGUAUACGACUAAACGCAAUUGAAGGGCUACAUAAACUGAACUCUUCUUUUUGGAUUUUCGCUAACGGAUUGUGUUUCUCAUUUUAAAUGGAUUUUAAUCGUAAUCACCCUGGCUGUCCUUAUGUUAGAGAAGUGUUUUUCCAACAAGCGAAAGGUAUCGGGAACUAGAUCUUGGCAUGCAACUGUCCCGAUGAAACCCCCUCUGAUGUCAGAGUACGGGAUCCGAGUCGGCUCGGGAAAACUGGAUUAAUUUGUCUAGUUGAACCUCUGGAGCGACAGACCUAUGCGAUGCCUCCACAGGGUGUAGGAGAAUACAAAUCUGUUUCUGCAUCGGACGCGCCCCCGGUCCCCCCACGGCGGGUUCGGAGUAGAGAUCAGCCCAGGGGCGCGAGGUGUCGGUCGGGGUCUGCAGCAGAGCGUAAAGUUAAGUGUGUCCUAGUCGGUGAUGGAGCCGUGGGAAAAACGAGCCUUGUCGUUAGCUAUACAACAAAUGGAUAUCCAACGGAAUAUGUGCCUACUGCUUUCGAUAACUUUGCAGCGGUUGUGGCAGUUGAUGGGAAGCCAGUGAGACUCCAACUCUGUGACACAGCUGGACAGGAUGAGUUUGAUAAGCUCCGCCCACUCUGCUACACCAAUGCUGACGUCUUCCUGCUGUGCUUCAGCGUGGUUAGUCCCGCCUCCUUCCAGAACGUGGCGGAGAAGUGGGUCCCGGAGGUCCGACGGCACCGCCCGCGCGUGCCCAUGGUGCUGGUGGGCACGCAGUCGGACCUGCGGCAGGACGUUAAGGUCCUCAUCGAACUCGCCAAAUACCGGGAGAGACCCGUGGACCCAGCAGACGCUCAGUUCUGUGCUCAGGACAUCGGGGCGGUCUCUUACGUGGAGUGUUCAUCGCUGACCCAGAAGAACCUGAAGGAGGUGUUCGACGUGGCCAUUCUGGCGAGCAUCCAGCACGGCGACAGCCAGCAGCCGAAGAAGAGGACUCCCCAAAAAAUGAGGAAGCUCUCCGAGUCCUGGUGGAAAAAGUACUGCUGCCUCGCUUAGCCCUCAGUGAAGAUUUCCUGCAACCUCACCUGUGCUGAGACUAGCCUGUACUGAGACCCAUCUCUGCUGAUAUCUCACUUGCUGUGAAUAGCAGGAGUUAGAAUAGGAGGUGCCCAUGUAGGAGAAGGGUGAUGUGGAUGUGCCACAGUGAUAGGGUAUGCCUCAUGAUCCUCCAUGAACAGCAAACCUCUCCACAUUUGCCAAUGAACAGAAUGUUUGAACUAUGUUGGUUGAACUCUCUGAGAAAUUGUUGUUGCUGUUGUUGACCUGGUUGUUUGACCUGAACUUUAAUUUGGACCACUGUGGGAGUUCCUACAGCUAGUGUGAGAAACAGCAUAAUAUUAGACAUAAGAUUUGUAACGAACUGUGACUGAGCAUCUUCAAGAGAUUGGGAGAUCCUCAGCUAAAAUUAGUGCCUAAUUUGAUACAAUUUCAGAAGUAGUCUAGUCAGAAGUUGACAAGAAUAUUUUUUAAUUUUCUGUACUACCGUCAGCUGUAUAUGGUUUCAAUGUGAAGUUCGCAAACUGAUGAAGCCAUGGUGGUCUACAGCAUUUCGUUGUUGUUGCUCCUUGUUGAUGUUCUCUCUGUUCUUCCAGACAGUUUUUUCUCAUGGUCCUUUGACUUAACCGGUCUUGGAUAUCACCAGAGUGUCAUAUGUGUGUACUUCUUAAUCUUCCACCUUAUCAUUUCUAUUGAAAAGGUAAUUUUCCAAAUCAGAUAACAACUGUGGUCUCAUAUGCUCAUACUCUGUGGUCAUAAGGGUUAGAACACAUGCACAAGCUCCUUCCCCUGUGACUCUCCCUAACUGAAUUCCAUAUAUCACCAGCACAUAAGUCAACUUAAAUGUAUGUUUGUUGAAGUAAAAUUCAAUUGUAUAACAGCAAUCCUUUAUUGGGGGAUUGUACAGUAUCUGAGCCAGUUAGUUCUGUAUGAAGCUUAUUUGAAAAGAUGUUUGGGUUAGGGCACAGGUACAAAAUAAUGACAGCUUUCAUCAUCAUCAUUCACGAUGGCAUUUUAUACAGAAGAUUAAGAAAAAUAUGGAGCAAUAUAUUUUUAUAACUUAUCUGUUAUUCACAGGGGCACUUACAUUUUCUUAAAGUAAGUUAUUUCAAAAAGACAUGCUAAUCUCCAUGGCGCUUUUUCCUGAAUACAUGAAAAAUAAUUGUACUGUUUACAAGAACUGCAUGGGCAUGUGAUAUGGGUCAAUCAGCACAGCGCAUAAGAGACCUUCCAUGGGAGGGCCUGUGAAUUGACCAGCUGAUUGCUCUCUGAAAGUGACAGCAGCACUCAGUCAGUGGCAUGGAGCCCAUAUGCAGGGUGCUAGCACCACUGGACUGCUGUCUGCUUCAGGGAAAUUCUUCUGCACCCUGUAGAGAAAUCGCAUGUCUUCUACAAUGUGACAUUCUCAGAGCAGGGGACAUUUCUUCCUAUGUGCCUUUGCAACAAGAACCAAUUCCACCCUGACCCUGAAACAUACUGUAUUGUUUUCCUCGGUUUGAGCUUACAGCUCAUUCCCGGAAAAGGCUGAAGUUAAAGGAUCCACAUUCAGGAGCCAGUGGGGAAUAUGAGACUGGAAUAACAACCUGCACUGACUUACAGGCCAGAACACCGAGCCGCCUGUACUAUGUUACUCCUGUGAAAAUAAAUGUUUGUAUCUGUGCUAGCUGUGCCUGUCCAAAAGUGCCAUGUAUUUUCUUAACCUGCAAAACCAUCCCUAAAAAACAAUACAAGUAGAAGUUCACAAAAUAAAUGGGUCAACAUUUCUACUGA
This is a messenger RNA of Conger conger (European conger), 2870 nucleotides long. RefSeq names its product ras homolog family member Ua (gene rhoua). Gene Ontology annotation, biological process: small GTPase-mediated signal transduction. The transcript is spliced from 3 exons. Gene Ontology annotation, molecular function: GTPase activity; GTP binding. Bases 348 to 1100 code for a protein of 250 amino acids. The record is from RefSeq and is a predicted model, not a curated record. NCBI's taxonomy places the organism in Eukaryota, Metazoa, Chordata, Actinopteri, Anguilliformes, Congridae.